Molecule: messenger RNA, 4126 nt
Organism: Oncorhynchus tshawytscha (Chinook salmon)
Lineage: Eukaryota; Metazoa; Chordata; Actinopteri; Salmoniformes; Salmonidae
Gene: wbp1lb
Product: WW domain binding protein 1-like b
Exons: 4
Coding region: 220-1479 (419 amino acids)
Source: RefSeq, a predicted model, not a curated record
UGCUCCACUCUUCAUUACCAUGCAGUCCUCUACUCUGGCUGGCAGCUCACACUCCACUGCUGCUUGGACAUUUCCUUAGAGAAAUCCUUGUCCCCUAUUUUGCGUGUGUGUGUGUCUGUGUGCGCUCUUUCACUUUUUUCAUCUGUGGACUGGAAGGAUAACGACCCUUGAGUUGAAAGGACUUGCGCGUUCCUUGGGAUUUAGGAAUUUUGGACAGCUAUGCCUCUCCAGCUGGAAAGGAAACGGAGCCUUCUGCACUGUGAGGGGCUGAACAACCAGAGCUACGUCUGCGAAUCAGGACACUGCUGUGGGGAGUCACAGUGCUGCAGUUACUACUAUGAACUCUGGUGGUUCUGGCUGGUGUGGGUCAUCAUCUUCAUCCUGAGCUGUUGCUGUGUGUGUCACCACCGGCGCACCAAGCACCGGCUGCAGCAGCAGCAGCGCCAGCACGAGAUCAACCUCAUCGCCUACCGCGAGGCGCACAACUACACCUCCCUUCCAUUCUACUUCAGGUUUCUUCCAAAUUCCCUCCUACCUGACUACGAGGAGGUGGUGAACCGCCCUCCCACCCCUCCCCCUCCCUACAGUGUCUUCCAUACAGUCAGCCCCCUGCCCACGGACCCACAGGACGGCCUGGGACUGGGACACUGCCCGACCAUCCAGACCACUCCGGUCCCCCCAGUAUCCAACACCCUCUGCUCCAGGCCGAGCCUGGAAGAGCCCCACCGCAUUGGGGCUCCCACCAUUGGCAACAACCGACACAAGGCAGACAAUAAGCCUCAGGAGCCCCAGGAUGGUGGACCAGGGCUAGGGCCCCAGGAUGGUGGACCAGGGCUAGGGCCCCAGGAUGGUGGACCAGGGCUAGGGCCCCAGGAUGGUGGACCAGGGCUAGGGCCCCAGGAUGGUGGACCAGGGCUAGGGCCCCAGGAUGGUGGACCAGGGCUAGGGCCCCAGGAUGGUGGACCAGGGCUAGGGCCCCAGGAGGCCUCUACAGAGGAGCCUAGAGGCCCAGAGAAGAGUUGCAAGGAGCCUCUGUUACUCGGGGACCUGGGGGGGCCCGAGAGCGGUGCCCAGGAGGACAAAGAUAAUAGGGGGGCCCUUGGGCGGCGGCGCCGAUUCACGGGUGACUCUGGUAUCGAGGUAUGCUUAUGUGAUCGUGGUGGUAGUACCAGUAUUGGAAGCCAGGAGGGCAAGGAGCUGAGGGAGAAGGAUAGCCUAAUGGGGGAGGAGGUUGAGGAGCAGGAAGGUGGAGACUUCUGUGACGGGUGCGGUCACCCCGCUCUGGGAGUGGAAGAGGAGCAGGCCCUAGCCCUGGAUGGACCCGAUAGGUCUGAGUACAGGUCGGCGACAGGGUCCACCUCCCCGCCACCACCCGCUAUGACGCAACCCACCCAGCCCCCGGUGUGCCUGCUCCUCCACACCAUCAAUGAGCUUGAGGGGCCCCCUCACCAUGGCAACAGCACAGAGCCCCAGGGCUGAGUUACACUAAGCUAAAGCACAUCUUCACCAGGAGGGAGAGAGAACCAGGAGCUGGAGUCAAGACUUUAGUGUGUGUGUGUGUGUGUGUGUGUGUGUGUGUGUGUGUGUGUGUGUGUGUGUGUGUGUGUGUGUGUGUGUGACGAGUAGGAAGUUGUAUUUUAUCCCAGAGUCUGGACUUAAAAGCUUGAUGUUGAUAGCUAAAGCCCAUUUGGCAUACUGUAAUGGUGGCCUUAACUGCAAUGUACAAGGAAACGGGAGGACAGGUUUGGCCUAUCACCAACCUGCCUACAGACUGCUAACAGCAUAAAUGUCCUCCUUUGUCUGCCUUUACCAAGAGGAGGCGAAAGGCGAUCGUGUAAAGACUGGGAGGAGAUUGAUAGUCUGGUCAGUGGAUGCUGACCUGAGGUUUGGUGCGACUGCAGUAUAGUGUAAGUACACACUGGUGCAACUCUAGCCUGGUCUCAGAUCAGUUUGUGCUUCCCUGUCAACUCCUAUGCUCAGUGUACCAAGCUAGUGAAAAUCAUCGCAGCUACUUCCUGUAUCUGUUCACAGGAAGGAACAUCCUGGACAAAUACACUGAAGCGGUACAGGAACAUUGUCAAGCAGUGCAGUGUGGAUCGUCAUGGCGACGAUGUGUGCUUAUGUAAUGUGAUAGUCCCAGUCGGUAUGAAAUAGAACGUGGUGGCCCUGCCUGCCUGUGGGGAAAACAACCCAUGGUUACUUUGGUUACCCCGUUGGCUCACAGCAAAAACUUGACCAUUUUCCAAAAGCUAUUUUCUUGUCUGCUUGUUUUAGUCAAUUACAAAAAUACAUUUAAGAAAAGUACAACGUGUGUAAAGAUUACUAUUCAACUUUGCCUGCUCCUGAGCAUUCUCACUACUUAGAAAAAUGUCAUGUUGUAGGCGCUUGCCUCGUUUUCAUGACGGCACUAAAUGUUAACCGAGUGAGUGAGUGCGCGCUAGCACCAACCAGAACAGGACUCUCCAAGCCUGUUCCUGGAGAGCUAUCCUCCUGUAGGUUUUCACUCCCAACCCCAGUUGAAACUAAUCUGAUUCGGUUUAUAAACAGCUCAUAUUUUAGAAUCAGGUGUGCUAGAUUAGGGUUGGAGUGAACCUACAGGACGGUAGCUCUCCAGGAGCAGGGUUGGAGAGCCCUGAACCAGAACAUUAAGCUAGCCAACACAAACGGACUAGCUAUAAAGCUACAAGAAGUGAGUGGAGUUCUAAACUGACUACUCAACAAGAGACAUGUCUUACCUGUGAUAACAUAUUUUCCACACACGUAGCUAAAGUGUAGCCUACUUUGACAGUAGCUAAAGUGUAGCCUACUUUGACACCGGGUCCCCACAAUUUCUCACUCUUCCACACCGAAUAGCCUGAAGGGCUCUUCUCGGCUGGCUCUAUUUCCCUACGUGGGAGCAUCGUGAACCGUAGGUUGAGAUUUUUGACCUAGUUACAUUUUGUAUAACACAAAAAUGUACUACGAAGUUGGCUCUUUUACAGUCGCGGUCAAUGGGGGAAAGAACAUUUGUUUUCCCCAGUUGGUGGGCGUUGUCGAGGGCAGUUAAUUCUUAUGACAUGAAUACUGACUCAGAGUAAUACUGUACAGGAAGAGCCUGACACUAAACACUGUGUGAAUGUUACUGUUCCACAUAAGACCUUUAGCCUUAUGUUUUUUACUCUCCUCCAACCCUGUUGUCACAGGGACCCAAGUGCAUUAACACAUUUUGUGUGACACAAUCAUUUUAUUUUGCACAUAAAUAUAUAUAUAUAUAUAUAUAUAUAUAUAUAACUCUAAUAAUGGAGACAAAGAAAUUAAUCAAACAUAAAAAAAGUUGUAUCUGCGAAUCCUGUCUUUUUUUCUCAGUUACUAUUUGUUUUGUAAAGGAUGGUUUUCUAAUGUGUCGUUGAGAUUAAUUCUACAUGGGUAAAAACACAACGCUUACCACAUACAGUAUGGGCCUCUAUUGGAGUCUAGGACGUGAUUGGUUCUUCUCAGAGAUAUUGAUUACAUGAUUUUAUUGUGUAUCUCUGAGAAACUGUCAUGUUUGCGAGAACCAAGCUAUCAUAAGUGCUUUAUGUAGGCCUAUUAUGCAUUUUGUAUAAACAAAUAGAAUAUUCUAUAAUUGUGGUACAACAAAGGUCAACUAUUCUGCAUUUUGGACGGAUGUCUUUGUCAACUCGUAAUGAAAUUAUAAAGCUUUUGAUCGACAUAUUGGAAAAUUGCGUAUUAUUAUAUCAUACAACGCAUUAAUGAACCAAACUAGCUACUUUUAAAUCUGUCAUAGCAAAAUGUCAGUCUACAAUCAUUAGUUUUUUAGUUAGUGAAUGAUAAAUUUUAUUUUAAUAAAUAACUUACUAUUGUUUUGCUGAGUAUAGAAUUGUUGUACUCUUGAAGCAUUCAAUCUCCUUCAAUCAAUCAAAAGAGUGUGAAGGUGAAGAUACAGGGAACUCGAUGCGCAAAUUAAAUGACCUAUUGAAUGACGUGACAAUAUUGUAAUAUUGUAAUAAUGGACAUCAUGCCAAAGAUAUUAUGCUGUUUCCACACGGGAUGUAAGGUGGUUGUGCACAUUUUCUGUCUUUUUGUUCGUAAGCCAUUUUAUUACAGCAGCGAAAUUGACACAUGUUCAAUAAAUGAAAACCAGAAA